This is a messenger RNA of Kogia breviceps (pygmy sperm whale), 6018 nucleotides long. The record is from RefSeq and is a predicted model, not a curated record. Lineage: Eukaryota; Metazoa; Chordata; Mammalia; Artiodactyla; Physeteridae.
GGCCGGCGGCCGGGGAGCGCGGGCGAGCUCAGCGCGUUGCAACCCGGCUGAGCCUGGCGAGAGCAAGCGGCGCGGCGGGCGUCGGCGGCGGGGCGCUCGGGGCCGAAGGAGCUGAGCGCGGUCAGGGGCUGAACCCCGCUUUCCCAGACGCACUACCACUCCGCUUGCCCACGUCCCGGGAGAUCGCAGGGCCCGUCAGUGUGCCACCGACCUCUUCGGCCGCUGCGCUUCUGGCCCGCGAGGCGUGCCACUGUCUUGGCUACCGACCGGGAGGGAGCGCUCUGCCAGAAUGAGAGCGGCUCACAGUCGGGACGUCUCCUUUACGGUGAUGCUGACAAUCGUCUGGUUCGUCCUGGCCCGCUUUCCUGGUGCCGCAUCCACAGUGGCAGCUGAGUGCCCUGAUCAGUGGCCUGAGCUGCAGCCCUGGAAUCCUGGCCAUGACCCAGACUACUACGUGCACAUAGGCCAGGGCAGAACACUGCUGCUCAUCUCUUCUGCCACGGUCCAUUCCAUCCACAUCUCAGAGGGAGGAAAGCUAGUCAUUAAAGACCAAGAUGAGGCAAUUGUUUUGCGUACCCGGCACAUCCUGAUUGACAACGGAGGAGAGCUGCAUGCUGGGAGCGCCCUCUGCCCUUUCCAGGGCAAUUUCAGCAUCAUUUUGUAUGGAAGGGCUGAUGAAGACGUUCAGCCAGACCCUUACUUCGGCCUCAAGUACAUCGGCGUCGACAGAGGAGGCACCCUUGAGUUGCAUGGACAGAAGAAGCUCUCUUGGACAUUUCUGAACAAGACUCUUCACCCCGGUGGCAUGGAAGAGGGAGGUUAUUUUUUUGAAAGGAGCUGGGGUCACCGUGGAGUCAUUGUUCAUGUCAUUGACCCCAAAUCAGGGACAGUCAUCCAUUCUGACCGGUUUGACACCUACAGAUCCAAGAAAGAGAGUGAACGUCUGGCCCAGUAUUUAAACACAGUGCCCGACGGCAGGAUCCUUUCUGUUGCCGUGAAUGAUGAAGGCUCUCGAAACUUGGACGACGUGGCCAGGAAGGCGAUGACCAAAUUUGGCAGCAAACACUUCCUACACCUUGGAUUUAGACACCCUUGGAGUUUCCUAACUGUGAAAGGAGAUCCCUCUUCUUCUGUUGAAGACCACAUUGAGUAUCACGGACACCAUGGCUCUGCUGCUGCCCGGGUAUUCAAACUUUUCCGGACGGAGCAUGGCGAGCUUUUCAAUGUCUCUUCAUCCAGCGAGUGGGUUCAAGAUGUGGAAUGGACAGAGUGGUUUGAACAUGACCAAGCGUCUCACACUAAAGGUGGGGAGAAAAUUUCAGACCUCCGGGCCACUCACCCAGGGAAAAUCUGCAAUCGCCCCAUUGAUAUACAGGCCACUACAGUGGAUGGAGUUAACCUCACCACCGAGGUUGUCUACAAAAGAGGCCAGGAUUAUAGGUUUGUGUGCUAUGACCAGGGCCAAGACUGCCAGAGCUACCGUGUGCGGUUCCUCUGUGGGAAGCCUGUGAGGCCGAAACUCACUGUCACCAUCGACACCAACGUGAACAGCACCAUCCUGAAUCUGGAAGACAAUGUACAAUCAUGGAAGCCCGGAGAUAUCCUGGUCGUUGCCAGUACCGAUUACUCCAUGUACCAGGCAGAAGAGUUCCAGGUGCUCCCCUGCAAAGCCUGUGCCUCCAAGCAGGUCAAAGUAGCAGGGAAACCAAUGUACCUGCACGUUGGGGAGGAGGUAGAUGGUGUGGACAUGCGGGCCGAGGUUGGGCUCCUGAGCCGGAACAUCGUGGUGAUGGGGGAGAUGGAGGAUGAAUGCUACCCCUACAGCAACCACAUCUGCAACUUCUUUGACUUCGAUACCUUUGGGGGCCACAUCAAGUUUGCACUGGGGUUCAAGGCCGCACACCUGGAGGGCGUGGAGCUGAAGAACAUGGGCCAGCAGCUGGUGGGUCAGUACCCAAUUCACUUCCACCUGGCGGGCGAUGUGGAUGAAAAGGGAGGCUACGACCCGCCCACGUAUGUCAAGGACCUCUCCAUCCACCACACGUUCUCUCGCUGCGUCACUGUCCACGGCUCCAAUGGCCUGUUGGUCAAGGACAUUGUGGGCUAUAAUUCUUUGGGCCACUGCUUCUUCACGGAAGAUGGGCCAGAGGAACGCAACACAUUCGAGCACUGUCUCGGCCUCCUUGUCAAGUCUGGAACCCUCCUCCCCUCUGACCGCGACAGCAAGAUGUGCAAGAUGAUCACAGAAGACUCCUACCCGGGGUACAUCCCCAAGCCCAGGCAGGACUGCAAUGCUGUGUCCACCUUCUGGAUGGCCAAUCCCAACAACAACCUCAUAAACUGUGCUGCUGCGGGAUCCGAGGAAACUGGAUUUUGGUUCAUUUUUCACCACGUACCGACGGGCCCCUCGGCCGGAAUGUACUCCCCGGGUUAUUCAGAGCACAUCCCACUGGGAAAAUUCCUUAACAACCGCGCACACUCCAACUACCGGGCUGGCAUGAUCAUAGACAACGGAGUCAAAACUACCCAGGCCUCUGCCAAGGACAAGCGGCCCUUCCUCUCCAUUAUCUCCGCCAGAUACAGCCCCCACCAGGACGCCGACCCGCUGAAGCCCCGGGAGCCGGCCAUCAUCAAGCACUUCACUGCCUACAAGAACCAGGACCAUGGGGCCUGGCUGCGUGGCGGGGACGUGUGGCUGGACAGCUGCCGGUUUGCUGACAAUGGCAUUGGCCUGACCCUGGCCAGUGGUGGGACCUUCCCGUAUGAUGAUGGCUCCAAGCAGGAGAUCAAGAACAGCUUGUUUGUUGGCGAGAGUGGCAAUGUGGGGACAGAGAUGAUGGACAACAGGAUCUGGGGCCCAGGUGGCUUGGACCACAGCGGAAGGACCCUCCCCAUAGGCCAGAAUUUCCCGAUCCGAGGAAUUCAGUUCUACGACGGCCCCAUCAACAUCCAGAACUGCACUUUCCGCAAGUUUGCAGCCCUGGAGGGCCGGCACACCAGCGCCCUGGCCUUCCGUCUGAACAACGCCUGGCAGAGCUGCCCCCAUAACAACGUAACUGGCAUUGCCUUUGAGGACGUCCCGAUUACUUCCAGAGUGUUCUUCGGAGAGCCUGGGCCUUGGUUCAACCAGCUGGAUAUGGACGGGGACAAGACGUCAGUGUUCCAUGACGUGGAUGGCUCUGUGUCCGAGUACCCUGGUUCCUACCUGACCAAGGACGACAACUGGCUGGUCCGGCACCCAGACUGCAUCAACGUUCCGGACUGGAGAGGCGCCAUCUGCAGUGGACGCUAUGCACAGAUGUACAUUCAGGCCUACAAGACCAGUAAUCUGCGAAUGAAGAUCAUCAAGAAUGACUUCCCUAGCCACCCUCUCUACCUGGAGGGGGCCCUGACCAGGAGCACCCACUACCAGCAGUACCAGCCAGUCGUCACCCUGCGGAAGGGCUACACCAUCCACUGGGACCAGACGGCCCCUGCCGAGCUCACCAUCUGGCUCAUCAACUUCAACAAGGGCGACUGGAUUCGAGUGGGGCUCUGCUACCCGCGGGGCACCACCUUUUCUAUCCUCUCGGAUGUUCACAAUCGCCUGCUGAAGCAAACGUCCAAGACGGGCAUCUUCGUGAGGACCCUGCAGAUGGACAAAGUGGAGCAGAGCUACCCUGGCAAGAGCCACUAUUACUGGGACGAGGACUCGGGGCUGCUCUUCCUGAAGCUGAAAGCCCAGAACGAGAGAGAGGAGUUCUCCUUCUGCUCUGUGAAAGGCUGUGAGAGAAUAAAGAUUAAAGCAAUGAUCCCAAGGAAUGCUGGCGUCAGCAACUGCGCGGCCACAGCCUACCCCAAGUUCGCGGAGAGGGCCGUCGUGGACGUGCCGAUGCCCAAGAAGCUCUUUGGUUCUCAGCUGAAGACCAAGGACCACUUCCUGGAGGUGAAGAUGGAAAGUGCCAAGCAGCGUUUCUUCCACCUUCUCAACGACUUUGCCUACAUCGAAGUGGAUGGGAAGAAGUACCCGAGCUCAGAGGAUGGCAUCCAGGUGGUGGUAAUUGACGGGAGACAAGGGCACGUGUUGAGCCAAGCCAGCUUCAGGACCGCCAUCCUGCAGGGCAUCCCGUGGCAGCUCUUCAAUUACGUGCUGGCCAUCCCGGACAACUUCUUUAGCAUGACAUUUUCACGUGCAGAUUCAUACAGAAGGACCAGAUUUGCCAAUUUGGGGAAAUACAUGAUCAUGUAGAGAUUUUUAGUUUUUAUGCCUUUUGGGGCCAAAGGACUUUUUCUGGAAAUGAAACAGGAUGCAGAAGCCUGGAAUAAGAAACUGAAACGCGGAGCUGCUCUGUUUAGAACCAGGGGUGAGAGGCGUGGGGCUACCCCAAGCAGGACUGCUUUCAGCCUGUGCUGCAGCCCUGGUGCACCUUUGCCAAGUACCUGGUGUGAGCCGUGCCCUGGGUUGGCACUGGGUACCCAGAUAGGAAUUGGGUACCACCAGACCCCGCUCUGACCUCCGGGAAAGCGGCAGGGGAUGGGGCAAGGCAGGUCCUGCCCCGCUGUCACCGCAGGCCCAAGCCAGGCCGCCCCCCCCUUACCCGCCCCCCCCACAGGGCCAGCCUUGCCCCAGGGUCCCAGGGAAAGAAGGAGGCGCUGCUCAAACCCGAACCUUCAGGGAUGGCUCUCAGGGGCUGUCUCUGCCCAGCCACCCCGUGGGGACCUCCGCACUGACAGGUCAGGGGCUUGGAGGGCAUGAGAUGCCCAUAUGAGACAGAGAGGGACACCUGAAGUGUGCAGGCAGCUUCUGGGUGCCGUCAGGAGGCUGGGCGCACGAGAAGCUCUGUCCCCCUGUCCCGCUCCUGGGAGCCCCGUCUGGAGGGCAUGACCUUUGUUUGAGUCCAGCCCAGCAAGAAGGCUUAACUGAGCCAAAGGGAUGUUAGCUUUUCUUCUGAAUGGGAACAGAGCCCGAAUCCAAAGUUGAGGCUGUGUUUGCGACGCUCCCUCUCUCCUUCAGUCACCAGUCCCCCUUGGCUUUCCUGGAGAGCCAGGUGCAGUCCCCAGCUCCCUUCCCCUCCGCUCCUCCUGCACACAAGAGCGUUGCAUUUUAAGAGCUUGCCUUCUGCCCUCAAUGGGACACAAAUGGGGGUAACAACAGCUUCCAGAAUCCUAUACGGUUUUUCCAUGUCUGGACUGUAGUCUGUGGUUACAGGAUUCCUCUGAGCUGCAAACUAGAAGCCCCAGUCGGGCCUCUGCCCCUGUUUCUAUUCCUGGGGGAGGUGUGCACUUCCUGCCGUCUGGUCCUGCAGGCUGUCUGCCACCACGACGACGGCUGUUUUCCCAGCACUUUGGCCCGAAUGCAACCAGGGCAGGGGAAGAGAGACUCUUUGCUCCCAAGCUGGGCUUUUGCAAGUCAGGACCUUCAGGCUGGGCUCGCUCAUUGCCCCAGGCCUCUGCCUCCGCCCAGGCACGGCUUCCCCUUUGGCAGGGCCUCUCAGAUACUUGGUAACUGUUUGCCUCCAUCACCCGCUUUGUAAAAUGGAACAGUAACGCCGUCCUGCCUGAGCGGAGAGGGAGGAUGUGAACCUAAGGGGUUAAGCCUCCUCUGAGCACAGGGUGACUCCCCACUCUGGCUUCUUCCAGCACCCCCGUCUCCAUCUAGCCCUGCUCAGACAGGGUUUGCAUAUUUAAGUUAAGAGAUGGUGCUGCAGUCGUUGGCGUGCCCGGCCCCCCCACCCCGGGGGGUGUGCUCUGCGAACCUGCUCCGUCCUCUGUGGGGACAGACAGGCAGCGGCAGUGAGCUGAGAGCAGGCGCAGAGAAGGCCGUGCACACCAACGGCAGCCGGAUGUGUGGGAGGGUGCUCAGGAUGUGGGUCAUCACAUGGAAAGAGCCGGGCAGCUCGGCACGCGGGAGAGGCUGCCCUUCCCCAGGCCCUGGCGGGCCUCUGGGCGCUGCUAGCUCCAGUCCCGCCAGGCCCAAACCAGCAUCCCUCCCGGGGAACCCCCGACUCCAGCUUGUCGUCGAGUCCUCUCAUCCAUCCC